AUGUCGAACCUCAACUCGUGGGAAGACGACCCUGCGGCCCAGGAUGAGAACCUGGCCAGGCAGGCACAACAGCAGAUGAACCUUGGGCGUGGAGGCCAGCCGGCUCAACAGGGCGGCUUCAGGGCCGGCGCAUCUACUUUCCAGCCAGGUGCCAGCACGUUCCAGCCCGGCGCUCAGUCCUUCCAGCCCGGACAACCCUACGGCGGAGGUUACGCGCCUCAGUACCAGCAGCAACAGCAAUACUACGGCGGCCAAGGCUAUGGCCAAUACGGCCAACAGUACGGUGGACAGCAACAUGCGCACGGUCAAUAUGGCGGCCAGGGUUACGGCGCCGUGUAUGGCCAAGGCGGAUAUGGCCAGCAGGGUUACAACAACCAAUACUCAAACUACCAGAACCAGCAAGCCCAACAGCAGCAACCACAGCAACAAGCAAAGCCCGCGCCCACGAUUGCCAAGCGACCGGCCGAUGCCGCUUCAGGUUCUGCGGCUCCGGCUGCGGAUCUGAACAAGCCCAUUGCCACCAAGGAGGGCGGCACCAAAGUUCUUAGCAUCGGAGGUGAUGCACCAAAGCCCAAGGCCAAGGUCCUUUCCAUUGGGGCUCCCGCCGCUGCCAAAGAGCCCGCAAAGAAGGAAGAAGCUGCCAAGAAGGAAGCCCAAGCCACACCCGAGGCUGGUGCAAAGGCUGCGGCCGCCAAGGCCAUCGAGAAGACCGGAGCCGACACCAGCGCGAGCGGGAAAACAUCACCAUCGCCGUCAUCCGGCCGUUCUAGUCCUACACGUGGAGCCAAGGCUGCAGCUGCCCGCGACGCUAGCGCUGUCGAGAAGGAGCAGACUGCCGACGUCGAUGACGAGACGCUCAAGGAGGUUUACGGCAAGGAGCAUAUCAACAUCAUCUUCAUUGGUCACGUCGACGCCGGAAAGUCCACUCUGGGUGGUUCUAUUCUGUACGCCACUGGAAUGGUUGACCAGAGGACGAUGGACAAGUACAAACGCGAAGCCAAGGAACUCGGCCGAGAAACCUGGUAUCUCUCCUGGGCAUUGGAUCUUACCAGCGAGGAGCGCUCCAAGGGCAAGACUGUCGAGGUGGGUCGUGGAUUCUUCGAGACGGAGAAGAGGCGAUACAGUAUCCUUGAUGCCCCAGGGCACAAGACCUAUGUGCCUCACAUGAUUGGUGGUGCUUCUCAGGCCGAUGUUGGUAUCCUCGUCAUCAGUUCACGCAAGGGCGAAUACGAGACGGGUUUCGAGAAGGGCGGCCAGACCAGGGAGCACGCAAUGUUGGCAAAGACCCAAGGUGUCAACAAAUUGGUGGUAGUUAUCAACAAGAUGGACGACCCCACCGUCAACUGGUCACAUGAACGUUACAAGGAGUGUACCACCAAGCUGGCUACCUUCUUGAAGGGUACCGGUUAUAACCUAAAGACAGACGUCUUCUUCAUGCCCAUUGCUGCCCAGCAGACCAUGGGUAUCAAGGACAGGGUUCCCAAGGAGGUUGCUCCUUGGUAUGACGGCCCGUCGCUGCUCGAGUACCUGGACAACAUGCCGACGUUGGACCGCAAGCUUAACGCGCCGUUCAUGAUGGCUGUUGCCGGCAAGUACCGAGACAUGGGAACCAUGAUCGAGGGCAAGAUUGAGGCAGGAGUGGUCAAGAAGGGAAUGAGCUUGGUCAUGAUGCCCAACAAGCAGCCCAUCGAUGUCUCCGCCGUCUACGGCGAGACUGAGGACGAGAUCCCCAUUGCACAGUGCGGUGACCAAGUCCGUUUGAGGCUGCGCGGCAUCGAAGAGGAGGAGAUCUUGCCGGGUUUCGUUAUUUGCUCUCCCAAGAGGCUGGUGCACACUGUCAAGGAAUUCGAGGCCCAGAUCAAGAUCUUGGAUCUGAAGAGCAUCCUUACUGCUGGAUACAACUGUGUGCUGCAUGUACACGCCGCCAUUGAGGAGGUGACAUUCGCCGCACUCCUCCACAAACUGCAGAAGGGCACUGGCCGCAAGAGCAAGUUGCCGCCUUCCCAUGCCAAGAAGGGAGACAGCAUCAUCGCGCGAAUGCAAGUCACGGGAGGUGCAGGCGCGGUGUGCGUAGAGAGGUUUGAGGACUACCAGCAGAUGGGUCGCUUUACGCUAAGAGACCAGGGUCAAACCAUUGCCAUUGGCAAGAUCACUAAGCUCAUCUCCGAUGAGACCUCCGCUUAA
This is a messenger RNA of Pyricularia pennisetigena, 2184 nucleotides long. RefSeq lists its product as uncharacterized. Bases 1 to 2184 code for a protein of 727 amino acids. Gene Ontology annotation, biological process: translational termination; nuclear-transcribed mRNA catabolic process, deadenylation-dependent decay; translation. The record is from RefSeq and is a predicted model, not a curated record. The transcript is spliced from 3 exons. Gene Ontology annotation, cellular component: translation release factor complex. NCBI's taxonomy places the organism in Eukaryota, Fungi, Ascomycota, Sordariomycetes, Magnaporthales, Pyriculariaceae. Gene Ontology annotation, molecular function: GTPase activity; translation release factor activity; GTP binding.